Messenger RNA from Amoebophrya sp. A25, 2557 nucleotides. The record is from the annotation of a GenBank genome assembly. NCBI's taxonomy places the organism in Eukaryota, Dinophyceae, Syndiniales, Amoebophryaceae.
CUCACAUGUCGCAGACUCGUUCUAGGAAACAUACGUCUCGACUUGAAUAAAUUUGGUACUUGGAUGUUGAAAGAUGAAAUAAUAUCUCAUGUUCAACGAAGAGUCACUCAUCCCGUAGAUUGAUCAUAUUGCGGCCCCCACGCUAUCCCAGAGACCAUGUGAUAUUGCUUGAUACAACUGGACCCGGCGAAAGUAUAUCAACCCUGCAUGAGAGUUCUUGUCUUUUGCAUGCUUUGUCAGUUUCUGGUCUUAUGAAGAGCGUUUGCUAGUAGGACGUUAGAUUGCAUUUUUAUGGUAUCCAGGUAGACUCUCCUCUAGCCGACGUGGUAAGACAUACCUUCAUGGUUCAUACUUGCAUAAAGUUCCUUAUGUACCUCUGCAUCAGUAAAUUGUAUCCUAGUACUUCUCAUCUCUCUCAUUCUUCUCGUAAUUCACGAGCAAUAAUCAAGUUCCUACUUCUACAAGGGAGAAUCAUCAAUAAAAUGGCUGCGUCCGUCAGUUCCAAAGCGAUCAGGUUAACUGCGCCAGCAGCAUUCGAUUCACACCUGGACCAGCGUCAAGACCCGCGUCAUGCCUUCCCUGACCCGAGCCAGUUUGUGGUGGUCGACUACCACAAUAAGACCUCAAGCGGAAAAAACUAUGACCUUGCUCCAGCAGUGCGCCUUGCAGAGGAUCUUCGCUGGGGCAGAACACCCUCUUCUUCGUCGAGCCACGCCAGAUCGUUUGUUCCACAACAACUUUUGCCAGAACGGAGACCCGAAGUAGAUUAUUCGUCACGUGGGGGAGGUUCUGCUUCGUCGAAUUACACUCCUGACUUUUCCAGCACACAUCACGAUCCCGGAUCGCCAGUUGAAGUAGGUGAUGCGACUCCAAGUAGCAGUGGUGGGUUCUUCUUGCCAGGGAGUGCCGAUCCUGUUCAACAUCGGAUCGAGCACUGGAUGCGGAUCGAGCAGCUGUUACUAGCCGAUCAGAUGCGAAGGUCCGGCGCACGACCUGAGGAUGACCCAGGUGCGGAAGAUCUGUUGUUCUACGGCGAUCGCGCAAAGGUUGCGGAGAAAGCGCGUCGGAGCGCUGUUGCCAACACAGCGCUGCAGCGAUACGGACUUUAUUUUAUGGACUCGUUCAGCUUUGUCGAGGACAGAAGCUUCUCAACGUUGAACAUUCAAAGACACCAGCUUGAAUGUUCUAUUCGACUGUAUCAAGGACUGAGAAGCCUGCAGAAACCAAGGGGUGUUAUGUCCAACUACAACAUAGUCAUAGUGAGAAGGCGCCUCUAAUUUUUCCCCUCUUUUUCAGCGGCUCUUCGCGGACGACCAUGACUUUUUCCGCCGUCUUGAAGAAGGAGAGCAGCAGGCAGCAGAAGGCGAUGCUGCGUUACAAGAGACGAGUAACAAGUCGAAAGUAUCUUCAACAAGAGCAGGCAGAGAAGAGGAGAAAGGCGAGUCAUCUUCAAGUUCUUCGAGCAACUAUGGUUAAGGCUCUCGAGCAUAUUGUCAUAUUAUCGUUUCUAUGUAUAGGCCAUUAAUUUCUGCUGCUUGCUAGCUGAGUAUUAAAGUUGCGUAGAAGAAAAUGUGUGAAUGAACAUGCAGAGCUCUAACAUAAAGAGGGGUUGGACACGUUGCAGACGCUUUUGCCGCCGGACAAGCUCGCGCAGGUGGUAAGCCUUAGUCUAGACCUGUGGUUGCCAAUGCUGCGCAAGAUAUGGUUUGAAAACGUGCACCGCGUUACUACCACAGGCAAGGUGCAGAGCAAUUCUAGAGAUGGCUAUCAGCUGGGGACACCUGGAGCAGACGAGAAGAAGAGUGCGUCUCAACAACCACGAGAACUAAAGUCUCAGGCUUCAAGUAGAGCAACAUCAGAAUCAUCGUCCUUCCUUGAUGCGCAAAGCUUGCUGACAGAGGAGUCGCGAGAGUAUCAAAUGUGCGAGAGUGGACAGUCAGAAGUGUCCUCCGAAGGAUCCGAUGUAGAGCUAGUGGAUGACGAUAAAUGCUGGAGUUGGGAUGCACGUCUUGGUUGGGUGCCGGACCGUGAUAAAUUGAAACCGGAUUAUCAUCUGUCACGUCAGACAGAGAAGUAGAGGUGCUUAGAUAAACUCGCUUUUCCACGAAUGGCAAAAGCCUGCGUAAUCAGCACUCGGCGACAAAGCCUUCGCUCUUGGAACUACUCUUGCGGAGCAGCAAGAAGUUUUCAAUCACAAACUGAUAGUCUGAGUUCAUUCUAACAGUACUCCUUCCGAAAGCGAUUCACGAUCAUUCCGAUGCUAGAUGAUAUAUACUUGAGCUUCUACCAACAUUGGAUAUACUUAGUACAGUUCAUCAUGUUGUAGUUUUUUUUGGCAUUAAAUCUUUGUGCAUAUCUGUACUAUACGAGCUGCAGCUGCUGCAAAAAGUAUGGCUCUCCAUCUGCGACCACGACUCUUGCAUCGGCUCUGCCCAUGUUGUGAUGGUAUCGUUCGAACCGGUUGCGUCUUGUGCUACAAGUCAUUCACAAAUGUACAAAUGUUGAUCACUACUCAUAGCACAAACAAUCUUCUUGUUUCUUGUCAUGAUGGAUCUAU